Messenger RNA from Dufourea novaeangliae, 571 nucleotides. It is a transcript of the gene Cnep1r2, whose product is annotated as nuclear envelope phosphatase-regulatory subunit 1. The transcript is spliced from 4 exons. Bases 109 to 507 code for a protein of 132 amino acids. The record is from RefSeq and is a predicted model, not a curated record. Gene Ontology annotation, cellular component: Nem1-Spo7 phosphatase complex; cytoplasm. Lineage: Eukaryota; Metazoa; Arthropoda; Insecta; Hymenoptera; Halictidae.
UGAGUGGUACAGUAUCAAGUGGCAUUGAAUGGCAUGAAUGAUGCGUUUUGUAUGCAGUCUGAAUGUUUGUUUUCUAACGAAUUUCAAUCACACAAAUGUGUGAAAUAAAUGAAAAUGUCUUUAGAUCAGACAGUUUGUGAAGAUUUGAAAGCAUUUGAAAGACGUCUGACUGAAGUAAUUGCGAGCUUGCAACCGGCUACUCUGCGAUGGAGAAUGCUUCUGGGUUUUAUUUCUGUUUGCACUGCUGUUGGUGCAUGGCAUUGGCUGACAGAUCCUAAUACAUCUGCUGUAUCAUUUACACAAAGUCUAUGUAAUCAUCCAUUUUUUGCAAUUGCCAGUGUUAUCCUAGUGAUAUUAUUCAUGAUGGGAGUUCACAGACGUGUAAUAGCACCAAGUAUUAUAACACAGAGAGCUAGAAGUGUUCUUGGUGAUUUUAAUAUGAGUUGUGAUGAUACUGGAAAACUCAUUCUUAAACCUACAAGACCACCACAUCCACAUGAAACUUAAAGAUGAAUGUGUAAAUUUACAUUAAUUCCUAAAGUGUUCAUUUAUACCUGAAUUAUUGUACAGA